AUGGCAACAAAACACAACCCAGACCCCAAUAAUCCCACAUCCAAAGAAGGGAAACGCAUGGCUCUUGAGCUGAAACAUGAACACAUGCUAGCUGAAGCUAAGAAAGCAGCUGAGGAGAGGAAACGGGCACGCUCUGUAGGAGACACUUUACAGUCCCCUAAAAGGGGCUGUGUAGGACGUGGCAAGCCGAGAGGGAGGCGUGGAGGGCGACGCCAAGGCUCAGCUACAGUCACAUCCCCCCCGACUGAGGGCUUCCAGUCAUCCAGUGUGGAGGUUCUGCGUACUGAACCUUCAGCACAACAUGAAUUUGAAAAGAAUAUGGAGAGACUCUCUGACAUUCUUUCCUCAUGUCCUCCUCCUGAGCCUCAAAGAAGCUCUGCCUCAUCCUGGUCUUUUCGGCAGCAGAAAGCCUCAGAGCGCUGGAAAGAAGCGAGACCACACCACCUACAAUGCCUUCUAGAAAAAGAGGCUGUUGGUCAUCCCCUGUGUGGCCUCUGCCACGAGCCGGCUGUUAUUAGGUGUAGAGAGUGUCUCCCCGAGGAGUGGUUCUGUGGAGACUGUGAUGUACUUCAUCACAAGAAACAGCCACUCCACAACAGGGACAGUUUAAUUAAUGGGUUUUUUAAACCAAUUAGUCCAACAACGUGUGUUGUUAGAGUGGAAGGUGGAUAUGACACCCAUGACCAAGGUAUGCUCUCUCAAACUUGCAUUUUGAUGUUCACAUGUCUCUUCGGCCAGCAGAUAAUGGUAAUUAGUGCUUUUUUUUUUUUUUUGACAGCUUGCAUAUUGCCAACUGUGAAGGCACCCAACUGCUCCUGUAAAGGCAACAACUUCACUGUGGUACCAGGCAAACCAGUGAUUUUAAUUACCAUCAAUGGGCGUUAUGACUUGCAUCUGCCACUAUAUGUCUGUCAAACUUGCCAGCAGCAGUGGACCCCCGACUUGAAAUGUGAAAGUUAA
Molecule: messenger RNA, 960 nt
Organism: Trematomus bernacchii (emerald rockcod)
Lineage: Eukaryota; Metazoa; Chordata; Actinopteri; Perciformes; Nototheniidae
Exons: 6
Coding region: 1-960 (319 amino acids)
Source: RefSeq, a predicted model, not a curated record